This is a messenger RNA of Ictalurus punctatus (channel catfish), 4752 nucleotides long. RefSeq names its product follistatin-like 5 (gene fstl5). The record is from RefSeq and is a predicted model, not a curated record. Gene Ontology annotation, molecular function: calcium ion binding; protein binding. Gene Ontology annotation, biological process: multicellular organism development; cell differentiation; regulation of BMP signaling pathway. The transcript has 17 exons. Bases 283 to 2874 code for a protein of 863 amino acids. NCBI's taxonomy places the organism in Eukaryota, Metazoa, Chordata, Actinopteri, Siluriformes, Ictaluridae.
GCUGCGUGUGCGGAGCUGUCCACUCCGCUGUGGUGCUGAAGGCAGGAUAACAGUGUACACUUUAACCGAGGGAACAUAUCUCUACGAUCGGAAUACGUCCAUCUGGCUGCUAACUUCACUUACGGAUUUGUGCAUGACAAGGACUUCGUGUUGAAAAAGGAAACAGGGUUCACACACACACACACACACACACACACACACACACACACACACACACACACACACACACACACAUACAUCCCGCAUCAGCUGCACACUCUUUUUUCCCCCUGAUUCCGUCCGAUGACCUGUACUCAGACACACAGGAAAGAGCCAAUGAGAGGCUCCGGAAGUUACUGGAUGGCCAUCCUGCUCUUCAGCAGCGUCCUCACUGCAGACGCUCGGCCCAGCAUGGAUACACUCACUCCUCUGGACUAUCGACCGCUUGUUAGAUUCCGACACAAGCAGGAUGGGAUCCCGGAGAGUUUGCAGAUUAAGGGCUUGACUGGUCAUAACACCUUCCAAAACGCCUGUGAUCAUAAGUACUGUGGACUUGGGAAGCACUGCGUGGUGGACCAUGUGACCGGUCAGGGAGCGUGCCAGUGUCUGGAGCACUGCAAGCCGCACUACAAACCUGUAUGUGGAUCUAAUGGGAAACUCUACCAGAACCACUGUGAACUGCACCGAGCCUCGUGUCUGGCCCGUCAAAGAAUCACCAUUGUACACAGCGAAGAAUGCUUCUACAAAGAUGAUAACUGCCGUCUCUUCGAUUACAAGAAACUGAAGAGCAAGGUGUUGAACCUACAUGCUCUUCGCUUCAUACCACCAGAAGCCCAGGACAGCUAUGAGAAGAACAUGGCAUCCAGGAAGCAUGUAGUGGAUCUGAUGUACAAGCGCUUCGAUGCUGAUGGGAAUGGACAAGUGGACAGCAGCGAGCUUUCACAGGUCAUCAAACAAGAAGGUUUGAGAAACUCAGCGUCAGAGUGCACACUGUUCGACCUGCUCAAAUACAACGAUAUGGACGACGACGAGCACCUGACCAAGGAUGAGUUCUAUUCGGCUUUUGACGUGUAUGAGCUGAGCCUCGCUGAGGAGCAGAAGCUGAUCGUCACCACAGUCACUGUGGGUCAGAGCGUCGUGCUGACGUGCACCAUCACGGGUGAGAGACGACCACCGAUCAUCUGGAGACGCAAUAACCACACGCUCAACACGCUACAGCUGGAGGAUAUCAGUAUCCCUCCACAGGAUUUUGGAGACGAUGGAAGUCUGUACAUCACAAAGGUGACCACCACUCACAUGGGGAACUACACCUGCCAUGCUGAUGGAUAUGAGCAGCUUUUCCAGACACACACCUUGCAGGUGAAUGUUCCUCCUGUUAUCCGUGUGUAUCCAGAGAGUCAGGCACGUGAACCCGGAGUCACGGCCAGUCUGAGGUGUCACGCAGAGGGGAUUCCUGAUCCACAGCUGUCCUGGCUGAAGAACGGCAUGGACAUUUCUACUAAACUGUCCAAACAGCUCACACUACAAGCUAAUGGGAGCGAAGUGCACAUCAGUAACGUUCACUUCGAGGACACCGGAGCGUACUCCUGCACCGCUCGUAACGAAGCCGGUGUGGACGAGGACAUCUCAUCUCUGUUUGUAGAUGAUUCUGCACGCAAGUCACUGGCAAACAUUCUGUGGAGAGAGGAAGGUCUGGGGAUUGGGAACAUGUUUUAUGUUUUUUAUGAGGACGGCAUCAAAGUGAUCCAGCCAGUGGCCUGUGAGAUCCAGAGACACAUCAAACCCAGCGAGAAGCUCCUCAGCCUGCAGGAGGAAGUUUGCCCGAAAAUAGAAGGAGAAGAGAAGCAGGAGUGUGUUUGGGCUUCCGCCGUGAACGUGAAGGAUAAGUUUAUAUACGUCAGCCAGCCGAUGUUGAACAGAGUGCUCAUCGUAGAUAUCCAAACCCAGAAGGCCGUUCAGACUGUGAGCACAGACCGAGUCCCAGUGAAGCUUCAUUAUGAUAAAUCACAUGACCAAGUGUGGGUUCUAAGCUGGGGGGAUCUCGAGAAGAACUUCCCGACACUACAGGUGAUCAAGCAGGCUAGUGGUGAUAUGUCCCACCACACCAUCCACACCCCACCCGUCGGACACCGCUUUGACCGUGUGGACGACUUCUUUAUUCCUCCGUCAAGCCUAAUCAUUAACCAUAUCAGGUUUGGAAUGGUCCUCCAUAAGAAGGAAGCAGCACUGCAUAAGAUAGACCUGGAGACCACCUCUUAUGUGAAGAACAUCAGCUUGCAGGAGUAUGACUGCAUUCCACAGUCCCUGGCCUACACCCACUUGGGGGGUUACUACUUUAUCAACUGCCAUCCAGAUUCAACCGGUGCCGUGCGUCCUCAGCUUAUCGUUGAUAGUGUAACCGACAAUGUCAUUGGGCCUAAUGGUGAUGUUAGCGGUACUCCUUACGUCUCACCUGAUGGCCACUACUUAGUGAGCGUAGACGACCAGAACGGCAUCAUGCGCCUGCAGUCCAUUUCAGUGCGCGGUGAAAUCGGGCAACCCUUCGACAUCCACACCAACCUGCACCUCUCAGACCUGGCCUUUAUGCCCUCGUUCACUGAGAUCCACCAGUACAAUGUGUUCGGCAGCUCGGGCCAACAGACAGAUGCCCUGUAUGUAGAGCUCAGCACUGGCAAUGUCAAAAUGAUCAAGAGCCUGAAGCUGCCCACACCAUGGAGUCAGUGGCGCUGGAACCGCAAGAAUCGCGUUAUGACCUCGAGCGGCCUUUUCGGACAGUACCUCAUGACCCCUUCCCAGAGUUCGCUGUUCAUUCUGGACGGAUGGCUGGACAAGCUCAACUGCGAAAUCACUGAUGUGCCCAAGGGAAACACUGUGGUGUGGGUGGGGGAGGCCUAGGCCAUCAUUUGUUGUCAAAACAAAUACAAUUGCACUGAAUUUGGUCUGUGUUUAAUUUAUUGAGAGAGAAUCUCAAGUAAUAUGAAAAAAUACCAAAUUGACUGUUCUAAAACACUGUAUCGGAUAAGGGAACUUUAUUCAAAAGUAGAGUGGCAUAUGCUUGUUUUUGUACGCACUGGGUAUGUGAAAUAGCUCACUACUAGUUACUCCUUAAUUAGAUCAAAUUAGCCCUAGCAUCUAAAGGAAUUUAUUACAAGAGCAUUUCAUUUUCAGGCACAAGGAUAUCUAUGAAUAUAUUCACCAAAUCGAUUUGAAUUAUAGCAAAGUCAUUAUAUUUCUUGGAAAAAAAUUUACAUCGAGGCAAAUAACUGUUUAUUCUAACCACUUUAAUACUAUUUUCUCUUCCUACCCCACCCUCUAGUCCUGUCCUUAAAACACAAUCACAUGCAUGUUUGGGCCCACAGUAUUUCCUGUGCCUUGUAUUCAUGCAAAUAGAAAAAAGAAAAAAAAAACGAAAAUAACUGCUCCCUUUCAGACAGUGGAUAACAGCCUCCGUGAAUUUCCUGCAUAGAGAGAUAAAGGCCAAUAACACUUAAGUUCCAUUUCAAACCUUUAAACCCCUCAGCUUUUUUACCUAAUUAAAAUGGCCACUCGCUGCGAGACGACAAAUCCGAGACGUCCAUUAUAAAAUCAGCACGACAGAUUUAAAUCUUUAAACGAAGAUUUUUGGACAUCAUAGGGACUCUGUGAAGAAUGUGCAACUUCAGGUUUUAAGCUACAUCACGGCCCAUUUUGGAUUUAAAGAGGCGCAAGGAAAUCCCUCAAUGCUAGUUAGGCUGGUGGAUCGUUUAUUUAUAUUACUGGCAGAUAGAUGAUUAUUUCUUGAAGAAUGUAUUUGCUGAGUUUAAGGGGGACAGGCAAAGAAAAUAACAGCUGUUUUGCAAACCGGGGCUUUGGAGUCAAUUCUACAGUGUGUAAUUUGGUGUAGUGUGUUUGGUUAGACGGGUGCAUAUAAAUGUAGAUUUGACAGAUUUAACAGUUCCUCGGGAUGAGCAGAUAAACCUCCUUAGUGUAGUGAACAGGAAGGAAGCACAAAGACGUGUGCACAUGAUGUUGAAUUUUCUCCUCGAUGGCCAGAGUCUAUGCAUUUUCACUGACACUCAAACCAGGAGGUUGUGCUUGGCUUGAGCUUUCGUCACUUUGUUGCGUUUAUUCUACACGUGCUUGAGUAAUUGGACUUUUUUUCCCCUGUGAAUUUUAGCUUGAAUCUUUUUUUUUUUUCCCCCCCUCGAUUUUUGGUUUAAUUGCGUCUUCACACUUGGGCUGAAUGGAUUUCGCAGUUCCAUCCAUCACUUUUGUGCGCGCAGGUUUGCAAAAUGGUAGGCACUACAGUAGGUUCAUCUGGUUGCUGUUUCGUUUUUAGUAUUUUUCCUUUGGUAUCUACAGUUAAGCAGCAAAGAACAGCGCUUUUUGGCUGCAUGGCAUGUUGUCGUGUAGGAAUACCUGUAAACGAGGAGCCAUUUUCAAAAACAACCCUUUCCUGGCCAUCACCAAACUUGCAACAGGAAAUGACGCGACAAGUUGAACCAGGUUACCCGGCAUGCGUCGGGAGUCGACAGUGGUUAGCUUCCGUACCUGAUGUGGACCACACCACAGUUUGGUGGAAAUGUGAGAACGACCUAAAAGAAUACCAGGCCACUCUUUUAAUCGAAUUUUUUAUUGUACACCAACAGAUUCCUCUCUGUGACUUAGUUUUUGCGAUCUGUACAUAGCAGAAUGGUGUAUGUGCUGUAGUUUCCCUCAAAGCAUCCUUAUACGCUUCAGAUAACUGAACUCCCCUCUCAUCUUUUUUUUUUUUUUUUUUUUAAAAAAAAACAA